CAACCAGCCAACCAGCCAGUCAGUCACCCACCACAUCCCGAAUCCCCGUAUUCCUCGCCAACAAGAGGAGCCCGGCAACACGGCAACGGCAGGAGCAAAAGCCAAAGCAAAACAACUCUCGCUUUGAGGACCUCAAGAAAACCAAUUUACAUAUUUAAGCUUUGGGCAAACGUAGAGCGGAGGAGGAGCAAUCAAUAGGAGCUGGGAAAAACGAGUGGGCGCCUCCGGGAAGAAGAAUCAAGAAGGAAAAACCAACCACCAACCAGCACCGACUAGACCACAUCGCCGAAUCAAAGGCCAGUUAGCUGCGACACCUUAGCCUACACCGCCAGAAUGCGACUGCCAUAUCGAAAUAAGAAGGUCACCCUGUGGGUGCUCUUCGGCAUCAUCGUCAUCACCAUGUUCCUAUUCAAAUUCACCGAGCUGCGGCCCACAUGCCUCUUCAAGGUGGACGCCUCCAACGAGCUGGCCUCCCAAAUGGUUCGCGUUGAGAAAUACCUCACAGAUGACAAUCAACGCGUUUAUUCAUACAACCGUGAGAUGCCAUUAAUAUUCAUAGGCGGCGUGCCCAGAUCUGGGACGACUUUGAUGCGCGCCAUGCUGGAUGCCCAUCCCGAUGUGCGCUGCGGGCAGGAAACCCGCGUCAUUCCACGCAUCCUGCAAUUGCGCUCGCACUGGCUGAAGUCCGAGAAGGAGUCGCUCCGCCUGCAGGAGGCCGGCAUCACCAAAGAGGUCAUGAACAGUGCCAUCGCGCAGUUCUGUCUGGAAAUCAUCGCCAAGCACGGCGAGCCGGCGCCGCGCUUAUGCAACAAGGAUCCGCUGACGCUGAAAAUGGGCUCCUAUGUCAUCGAGCUAUUUCCGAACGCUAAAUUCCUAUUCAUGGUGCGCGACGGACGGGCGACAGUUCAUUCGAUUAUAUCGCGCAAGGUGACAAUCACCGGCUUCGAUUUGAGCAGCUACCGGCAGUGCAUGCAGAAGUGGAACCACGCCAUCGAGGUGAUGCACGAGCAGUGCCGGGACAUCGGCAAGGACCGCUGCAUGAUGGUCUACUACGAACAGCUGGUCCUGCAUCCCGAAGAGUGGAUGCGAAAGAUACUGAAAUUCCUGGACGUGCCAUGGAACGAUGCGGUGCUGCACCACGAGGAGUUCAUCAACAAGCCCAACGGUGUGCCCCUCUCCAAGGUGGAGCGCUCGUCGGACCAGGUGAUCAAGCCCGUUAAUCUGGAGGCGAUGUCCAAGUGGGUCGGCCAGAUACCCGGCGACGUGGUGCGCGAUAUGGCCGACAUAGCGCCCAUGCUGUCCGUGCUCGGCUACGAUCCGUACGCGAAUCCGCCGGACUAUGGUAAGCCAGAUGCAUGGGUGCAGGACAACACGUCGAAGCUAAAGGCCAAUCGAAUGCUGUGGGAGAGUAAGGCGAAGGAAGUGCUGCAGAUGUCGUCCAGCGAGGAUGACGACUUUAAAGCGGUCAUCAACAAUAGCAACAAUAAGGAUAACAACAAUAAUCAGUACACAAUCAAUAAAAUGAUACCAGAACAGCAACACAGCAGACAGCAUGUACAGCAUGCACAGCGGCAACAUGUACAGCAGCAACAUCUGCAACAGCAGCAGCAGCAGCAGCAACAACAGGAGCAACACGAGCGACAUGAGGAGGAGAUCGAGGCGGAAAGGGAAAAAGAAAGGGAAACGGAACCGGAUCGAGAACAACAAUUGUUGCAUCAAAAGCCAAAGGAUGUCAUUACGAUAAAGCAGCUGCCAUUAGCCAGCAGCAACAACAACAACCAGAACAACGAGGACCCCAUGGCGGAUACAUGAUAUCCGCACAUACCCAUAAGACUGCCGCGUGGCAAGCAUUGAACCUGGGAGACUUGGCUGCCGAUAAGAAGGAUAACGACAAGGAUAACGAUAACUGUUGCUGCUGCUGCUGCCGGAAAACCCAAUUUUAAAUUGUAUUAGCUGAGACAUUUACAUGCUCGAUAUUAUGUAUUUGUAUUAAUGCUUCUUAAAGUUACCAAAAAAAAAAAAACAAACAGACAAACAAAACAAAAGUAGUUCAACAUCUACAGAACGUUUCGUGACGAAAAGACUUAAAGUUGCAGGGAGAAAUGCCAAUUUAAUAGCCACCCAUAAUAGCUCCCCCCAUAAUCGUUUAAUUUAUGCCUUAAUAUCUCUUAAAUGGAUUUACCUUAAUGCGGGCUGGGCGUUGAAUUAUUAAAUUUAUUGUGCAAUGAAUUACUUUCAUUCGUCGGCCCAUGCAUGCGGUCAUUACAAUAUCUACUACCUUAAUUACCAGCUAAUCGAAUUCAACUGAUAAGCUACUUAAUUGAACAAUUGCAUUAUUAUAAUUUAGUCAGAGCUUUGACUUAAUGCGAUUUAUGUUAUAAUUCAUAUUUAGUCUUGUUUUUAAUCAAACGGUUGGCAUUCACCCCCUACCCUCACCUAUCUUACAGUCAAGAAACGCACUGUAUGCCCAAAAACUAAAUCUUAAUAAAUGUGUUGCGCCAAAAAACAAAAAAUAUAAAACCACCAAAAGAAGCUGAAGAAUUAAAAAGGAGUGAUUGCAAUGAUGAAGAUGCAGGAAAUCCAUUGCAAUGCCUCAUCGACCUCCUUUACG
Messenger RNA from Drosophila takahashii, 2611 nucleotides. It is a transcript of the gene Tpst, whose product is annotated as tyrosylprotein sulfotransferase. Gene Ontology annotation, cellular component: Golgi apparatus. Gene Ontology annotation, biological process: peptidyl-tyrosine sulfation. NCBI's taxonomy places the organism in Eukaryota, Metazoa, Arthropoda, Insecta, Diptera, Drosophilidae. The record is from RefSeq and is a predicted model, not a curated record. Gene Ontology annotation, molecular function: protein-tyrosine sulfotransferase activity.